ACUUUAUAGAAGGCAACACUAGUCUUUUCUACAUCCGGCGGUAGCCAUUUUGUUAAAAAAAAAUUCUUUUCCGUUUUGUUGUCGUGAAUAUGACGGGCUUUAGUAAUAAGGCCAUAGUUAUCGAUGGCCGUGGCCAUCUACUCGGGCGACUGUCCGCAGUAAUCGCCAAGGUUCUCUUGGAAGGAAACAAAGUAGUUGUUGUGCGUUGCGAACAACUUAACAUCUCUGGGAACUUCUUCAGGAACAAAUUGAAGUUUAUGUCAUUUCUGCGCAAGCGAUGCAAUGUUAAUCCAGCUCGUGGCCCAUUCCACUUCAGAGCCCCGUCCAAGAUUCUUUGGAAAACUGUCAGGGGUAUGAUCCCACACAAGACUGAGCGUGGGAAGGAUGCACUCAGAAGGCUUCGUACAUAUGAUGGGUGCCCUCCUCCUUAUGACAACCGCAGGCGAGUGGUUGUACCUGCAGCACUCCGUGUCUUCUGCUUGAAGCCUGGUCGCAAGUACUGUCACGUUGGCCGUCUGUCCCAUGAGGUUGGCUGGAAGUACCGCGACGUCGUACGCAAACUUGAAGAUAAGAGGAAGUUCAAUGCUGUCCACAGGGUUGCAUAUGAAAAGAAACUUAAGAAAAUCACCAGGGAGGCAGGCGAGAAGGUUGCAAAGGCUACAGCGCCAUUCACAACACUCAUCCAAUCCUAUGGUUACAACUAAAAUUAAGAGAAUUAUAUAAAAAUAAACCUUUGGUUGCCCAAAA
This is a messenger RNA of Achroia grisella, 747 nucleotides long. RefSeq names its product large ribosomal subunit protein uL13 (gene RpL13A). Gene Ontology annotation, molecular function: structural constituent of ribosome; mRNA binding. Gene Ontology annotation, biological process: translation; negative regulation of translation. Lineage: Eukaryota; Metazoa; Arthropoda; Insecta; Lepidoptera; Pyralidae. The transcript is spliced from 6 exons. Gene Ontology annotation, cellular component: cytosolic large ribosomal subunit; ribosome. The record is from RefSeq and is a predicted model, not a curated record. Bases 90 to 704 code for a protein of 204 amino acids.